AUGUCGGCACUGUCCACCUCGCCCUGCCUCACCUCAGCGCUCCCACACAGCCCAGCCCCCGCGCCGCCAUUAGCACGGGGCAGCGGCCGUCCCCGCCGCAAACCUCGCGAGAGGCAGGCGAGGCGGCGCCACCGCCGCCAUCUUUGGCGAGGGCAGGCCGGCACGGCAGCGCCGGCGGCCGCGGGUCCCGCCGUCGUCUGCACACCUCAGAGGUUCUCUGUCCUGCUGUGGCCCCAGCGCUGCCCCGCUCUCGGCAGGACCCUGCCCUCCCCUCCAAACACGGGCAGACACGAAGCUGUUGUUUUCCAGGAAAAGGUCCAUCUUUUCCCCUCAGUGCGCGAGGCCAUCGGCUGUGGCACUGCCCUCAAUAGCCCUGGGCAGGCUGGGGAGUACUGCCACGGCUGGACUGACAGCCUGCAGCGCUGGCACCGCGGCUUCCAGUGCCCCGAGCGCUACGAUGGCCCGGAGGCCACUCUGUGCUGUGGGACCUGCAGCUUGCGCUACUGCUGCUCGUCCCGAGAGGCCCGCCUGGACCAGGGCCGGUGCCCCAGUGACCAGCAGCAGCCCAGCCCCAGGCCUCCAGUGCCAGUGCCUGUGUACCUGCCAUUCCUCCUUGUUGGGUCUAUAUUUGUGGCGUUUGUUGUUGGCGGUGCCUGUGUUGGAAUUUGCUGCUGCAAAUGCUUAAAAUCCCAGGAUGAGGUACAGCCAAGUGGACUUGCACCUGGCCAGACCUGGCUACUAGAACCUGAGCUUCCUUCUCGCCUCUCCAGUUCCAGUUCUGCUACCAGAAGCUCCCUGAGUAGUGCUCCUCAGACCAGCAACAUCUGCAUGACUCUAGCUCCAUCGCUUCCUAUCAUCGGGUUAGCUGAAGACAGCCGGUUCUUAAGUCCUCUACCUCCCAGCGGACAACUCCUCCACCCUUCACACACUAACCACAGAAUCCCAACUGAUCACACUGCAAUCAUGGCUCCAGCAUCUUUCCUUAAAAGAACAAUUUACGGACACAGUGCUAACGCCUCCCCUCUUGGGUUAACGCAGGGUGACCAAAUGAUGUACUCCCAAGGCCACGUCUGA
Molecule: messenger RNA, 1074 nt
Organism: Colius striatus (speckled mousebird)
Lineage: Eukaryota; Metazoa; Chordata; Aves; Coliiformes; Coliidae
Product: protein shisa-1-like
Exons: 3
Coding region: 1-1074 (357 amino acids)
Source: RefSeq, a predicted model, not a curated record